AAAAACAUAUUUUUUCAUUGCCGUUUAAUUUACAGGUAGAAAAAAAGGUUAUCUCUUUUGGAAAAAUUAGCCAAAUGUAAAAUUACUGCAUAUAAGAAAUGGUCAUAAAAUAGAUUAUGCUAUUUAGGUAUGUUUUUGUUUUAUGUAUUCAGUUUUUUAUGAUUAGAUUAUGAUUACUUUAUUUUUCAAAUUGGUAACCAAAGGAUGUUCUUAAUAUCUUAUAAGCUUGGUAAUGAUUUCGGUCGAACACAUGAGGACUUAUUGGUUUUCGUGAUUUUAUAAACUUAAAGUGUUUCACUUGCAUACAAAUUUCAUAUCCACUUUUUGUAAUAAUACAAAAAUUCGCUCCUGAAUUUGGAAUUUAAUAAAAAAAUAAAUUUAGUUAAGGCGAAAAAGAAUUGAACCUUGAAAUGAAAGCUAAAAGACUGAAAUAUAAAAAAAUUAAAGUAUUAUUUCAAGGUUCAACUGGGUUUGUAAAAUAAAAAAAAAAUAUUUUAGCGUCCGUGUGACAUGUAAUUUAUAAGUAUUUUUUAAUAACAAACCAAUGAGACCAAAAUCAGUUAGAUUCGCUAAAUUUUCCAAGCAAACAAAUUGGAACUCGAGAUAACAAUCACACAUAACAUUACGAUGACUGAGAAUGCCAAAAAAGUGGAUCCCGCAAUUCUGUGUGUAUGUCCGUCUUUUUUAGAGAUGUUUCGGAUGUGGAUUUACAUCCGCGGUUGCGGGUUUUUUUUUUUUUUGAAAACGGAUUAAAACUUCUAGAACAUCAACUUUAUCAUGAGACCUUAAGAUCUACCAAGUUUCAAGAAAAAAGAUUGCUUCUUCAACGAGAUAAACUGGAAACAAGGUCAAUAUGUCUUCUCCGUUACUUUGGAAUGGCCGAAUAGUCAAAACGUUAACGAACGUAUGCCGUAGUUCGACCUCUGGAUUUAAUCUGUUCUCACAACUGUCGAUUCAACUCUCGUUAUGGUCAUAGAAACAUAGUGAUUUUGGUCUUAUUGGUUUGUUAUUAAAAAGUAAUCAUAAAUCACAUGUCCUUUUAAUAGGCUUUUUUUGUAUUUUUCAGUAUAUUAGCGUUCAUUUCAAGAUAAACUUUUUUUGUAUUAAUUAAUUGGACAUAAUAAAUUUUUGUAUUAAAUCCAAAUUCGGGAAAUUUUUCUGUAAUAUUGCAAAAAGUGCAUAUUCAAAAUUGUAUGUACAUACAUAUAUGAAACCCUUUAAGCUUAUUAAUUCACGAAAAGUCUUCAUGUGGUGGACCGACUUCAUUGACUUAAAGAAAUCCUGUGGUAACCAAUUUGAAAAUUAAAAUAAUCUAACCAUAAAAAAUGAAUCCAUAAAAUAAAACAUAGGUACUUACAUUGCAGAUAGAUUUUAUGAUCUUUUCACAGGAAUAUAGUAAUUAACCUAAUCCCUUCCAAAAGAGAUAACCUUUUUUCUACCUGUUGCGCCGCGUGUUUUUUUUCAAUUCCAAUGGCUAAUUCAACGGCAAUAAAAUUUUCAAAACUUUAAGUCAGGUAGCUCCCUUUUGGAAUUCAUUGAUUAUUUUUCUAAUAAAUACACAAAAUCGGAAAUAGACUUCACAGUCAAACUGAAACCUUCAACAAGUUCAAAUCGAAAAACAAAACAACAUAAUGCAUCACAUUGAAAAUUAUAUUUCACCAGAAGAACCAAGAACAUUAGACGAUUAUUUUGGUUAUGGUAUAAAGGACACACUUGAAGAAAUCGAAUAUAAUAUGGAAGGACUAUCGCUGACAAUUAUUAUGGAACCAUACGAUGAAGAGCGAUCUGAUCUUAAGCAAAUUUUUGAAUAUAAACUGCUAGAGGACGAAGAAAAAGAACUGCAAAAGAAAGAGCACCAACAAGAAGCCGAAAAUACAGUUAAAGUAAAAAUAGAACCAAAAGAAGGGGAAAUAGACAAUUUGCAACUCAAAGAAGAAAUAGAAACCAUUCCUGAAGAAAACCAACCCCAAACGGAUGAAGACCUGUUAAAAUUAAUCAAGCGAAUUGAGUUGCGUCAUAAGGAUUACGACAAUUUAUUCAACAAAGUGAUGGAAAAACUAAAGGAACUUCAAGAGCAGUACAGCGAAAAGCAUUACAAAUUUUCAAUCAUUAAAAGGAACAAUCACUCACACUCGGACAGCCUAUCAGAUGACUCUUCAGACAGCGAAUCGGAUUUGUCUUGUUGUGACGAAGACUCUGACACUUCAUCGGAAUCAUCAAGUGGAAAAAGAAAAAGCAGUUCAGACGAAAGUGAUACAGAAAUAGAUCCAGAACAUAGAUCCAAAAGCCCAUGUUCAAUAGAAUAUCCAUAUUCUGCGGGCCCACUUUCCGAAAUGCUGAUACUUGGACCAAACGGAACGGAAAUCAGUCGAAAGGACUUUGACUCAUUGCGAUGGAAGGAUUCUGCUGGUGCAACAAGGGACCUUUGCAAUGUGAUUUUCGGCGAAGACAUCCUGGCGACACAUUCACUUACUGGAAAUCAAUCACCGGCAUUUCGUGGACGCGAAAGACCAAUCAAAGCUCAACUUGAUUCAAACAAAACGGCUGAUAUUACUCAUUUUAUUUGCUAUAGAUUUAAAGUGACUCCGCAACUUGUAAGAGCAACAAUUACAACUAAAUGUGCUGAUGCUGCCAAGAAAAUUAAACGAAUGAAGCUGAAAAAGGACGAAACUGUUUAAACAUAUAACAGAAAACAGAAACAAAUUAAAAUACAAUUGAUUGAUUCAAAAAAUAGGAUUAGAAAUAAUUUAUAAUAAACAUGUUGAAACAAAUUUUACAAAAAAGCCCUUUUUUUUCAUGCAGUUUUGCGUUAACAAUGAAAAAUUAAAUGUACGACUGGAUCGCACGUACUUGCUCUUGUAGUUCAAAGGAUUAACCAUCUCCAGACCAUCUCCCGUACUAUUUUUGUCUCGUUUCCUUUUUUUGGCUUGUACAUCUCAUACCUACAAUUUAAACACAUUUUCAAAAAUAUCAAUAUUUUUUUCCUAUCAAUCACAUCCAAAAUCGGCACGGUUUUCGUUCUUUCUAUG
Messenger RNA from Episyrphus balteatus (marmalade hoverfly), 3029 nucleotides. RefSeq names its product early boundary activity protein 2-like. The transcript has a single exon. Bases 1632 to 2678 code for a protein of 348 amino acids. The record is from RefSeq and is a predicted model, not a curated record. Gene Ontology annotation, cellular component: nucleus. Gene Ontology annotation, molecular function: transcription corepressor activity; DNA binding. Lineage: Eukaryota; Metazoa; Arthropoda; Insecta; Diptera; Syrphidae. Gene Ontology annotation, biological process: negative regulation of Notch signaling pathway; positive regulation of neuron differentiation.